Messenger RNA from Aethalodelphis obliquidens (Pacific white-sided dolphin), 3758 nucleotides. RefSeq names its product solute carrier family 25 member 25 (gene SLC25A25). Lineage: Eukaryota; Metazoa; Chordata; Mammalia; Artiodactyla; Delphinidae. Gene Ontology annotation, cellular component: mitochondrial inner membrane. The transcript is spliced from 10 exons. The record is from RefSeq and is a predicted model, not a curated record. Gene Ontology annotation, biological process: transmembrane transport. Bases 465 to 1874 code for a protein of 469 amino acids. Gene Ontology annotation, molecular function: calcium ion binding.
AGGUGAGCAUUGAUUCAUUCUCUACCUCCACCCACUUAUUUUUCUGCUGGGAAUGAUUUACCAAGGAGAGAAACGACUGUAUUGUGUGACGCGUUUGGGGACCUUGUGGAAAAACAGGCCAAAGGCUGUUUGUUUGGAGGGAUUGGCAGCCAGAGGGUGAAGGUUUCUGGGGCAGAUCCCAGGGCAGGGCAGAGUGCUCUGCCCGUCUCCGAAGGGUUAACUGGGGAGCAGGUGACGUCAGUCCUGAUCUUUAUCCCUCUGCACUCGGCCACGCACGCCUCCUUGCCGGGCUCUGUGCUCAUUGGCUGUGGGCGGGAGGUACAGUGAGCAGACUUUUUUCAAUUAAGUGAAAGGACAGGGUGGAGGCAGCCAAUGACAGCUGCGCCCCAGCAUACCUUGGGCAAGUGUGCUGGGCCAGGCAGCAUUCUCCUGCCUCCACGCCGCCUGAAACAGCUCCCACCAGCAUGCUCUGCCUGUGCCUGUACGUGCCCCUCAUCGGGGAGGCCCAGACCGAGUUCCAGUACUUCGAGUCCAAGGGGCUUCCCGCCGAGCUGAAGUCCAUCUUCAAACUCAGUGUCUUUAUCCCGUCCCAGGAGUUCUCCACCUACCGCCAGUGGAAGCAGAAAAUUGUACAAGCUGGCGACAAAGACCUCGAUGGGCAGCUAGACUUUGAAGAGUUUGUCCAUUAUCUCCAAGACCAUGAGAAGAAACUGAGGCUGGUAUUCAAGAGCUUGGACAAGAAGAAUGAUGGACGGAUCGACGCGCAGGAGAUCAUGCAGUCCCUGCGGGACCUGGGAGUCAAGAUAUCUGAACAGCAGGCAGAAAAAAUCCUCAAGAGCAUGGACAAGAAUGGCACAAUGACCAUCGACUGGAACGAGUGGCGAGACUAUCACCUCCUGCAUCCCGUGGAGAACAUCCCUGAGAUCAUCCUGUACUGGAAGCACUCUACGAUCUUUGAUGUGGGUGAGAAUCUGACGGUCCCCGACGAGUUCACGGUGGAGGAGAGGCAGACGGGGAUGUGGUGGAGACACCUGGUGGCUGGUGGUGGGGCGGGGGCUGUAUCGAGAACCUGCACGGCCCCCCUGGACAGACUCAAGGUGCUCAUGCAGGUCCACGCCUCCCGCAGCAACAACAUGUGCAUCGUGGGUGGCUUCACCCAGAUGAUUCGAGAAGGAGGGGCCAAAUCACUCUGGCGCGGCAAUGGCAUCAACGUCCUCAAAAUUGCCCCCGAGUCGGCCAUCAAGUUCAUGGCCUAUGAACAGAUCAAGCGUCUCGUUGGGAGUGACCAGGAGACUCUGAGGAUUCACGAGAGGCUUGUGGCAGGGUCCUUGGCGGGGGCCAUCGCCCAGAGCAGCAUCUACCCGAUGGAGGUCCUGAAGACCCGGAUGGCCCUGCGCAAAACAGGCCAGUACUCGGGCAUGCUGGACUGCGCCAGGAAGAUCCUGGCCAGAGAGGGCAUGGCCGCCUUCUACAAAGGCUAUGUUCCCAACAUGCUGGGGAUCAUCCCCUACGCUGGGAUAGACCUGGCCGUCUACGAGACACUCAAGAAUGCCUGGCUGCAGCGCUAUGCGGUGAACAGUGCAGACCCCGGCGUGUUUGUGCUCCUGGCCUGUGGCACCAUGUCCAGCACCUGUGGCCAGCUGGCCAGCUACCCACUGGCCCUGGUCAGGACCCGGAUGCAGGCCCAAGCCUCCAUUGAGGGCGCCCCGGAGGUGACCAUGAGCAGCCUCUUCAGACAGAUCCUGCGGACCGAGGGGGCCUUCGGCCUGUACCGGGGGCUGGCCCCCAACUUCAUGAAGGUGAUUCCGGCCGUGAGCAUCAGCUACGUGGUGUACGAGAACCUGAAGAUCACCCUGGGCGUGCAGUCGCGGUGACGGGAGGGAGGCCAGCCUGCCCGCGGACUCGCUGAUCCUGGGCCUGCAGCCCCGGGAUGUGUAGCCAUCUCAUUCUGUGAAUGUGCCAACACUAAGCUGACUUAAGCCAAGCUGUGAAGACCCUGGGACGCACCUGCAGGGGUGGGGGCAGAGCCGGCAGGCCCGCUGGGUCUGUCCUGCUGACCCUGGCUGACCCUCGGGUCCAUUCCAGGGAAGACCUGUGGGUGUUCCUCAGGGUCCAGGGCUCAGCAGGACACAGGCUCGCGUGCGUGGAGACAGGACAUUUCCUGUGCUGCCUGCCGAAUAGCUGGGCUGGGAGGCUGGCUUCGUUCUUCCAUCGCGUCCUCGCAGCCAGACCAUUGGCGCGGGGCGCCUUCGGGCCUGCUGAGCGUCCUCCCCGGGCCCACCUUGCUUCCUUCCUUGCUGCUGUUUUAAAUGGUAGGAGGAGGGCCCGCAGCCCACUCCCCCCCGCCACGCUGCUCCUCUCCGCCCAGUCCGUGGGGAAGGGUGGUUCUACCUGACCUAAGGCCGACUUCCCAACCGGCAGCGCAGCCACUGGCAGGGAAGAGGGAGGAGUCUGGCUUCUGAGCUGCCCCGCAGACGGGCACCUGGAUGCCCGUGUGCGUGACGAGGGCAAGGCUGCCUGGCGUCCUGGCGCAUGGCUUCAUGGGUCCUGGGACCAGAGGGCCUCUGCUCCCUGCUGCUGGGGGGCUUGUGGGGCUCCGAGCGGGCCCCGGCCCCUGGCAGGACUGGCACCAGCUCAGAACUAACUCCCUCUCCCUUCCCGCCGGCAUGAGGGCAGUGGGCAUUGUGUUGAAGCAGUAAGGGCAGUUUCUGCCCUGAGUCUGCACGCCCUGGUGAGAGAAGGAAAAGGUGAUCAAGGCCUUAAUUAUGUAUUGUUGGAAAAAGGGUUUUGUUCAGAAAGACAAGCCGGACAAAAGUACAAGUUCUGCUCUUCCAGGGAGAAGAGAAGGAGAGCCAGUGGCUCGGCCGACCGCAUUAAAGUCUGUUUCUGGCGCCCCGGGGAUUCGUGUCCAAUCCCAACUGGGGCAAAGCGGGACCAGCCUCACAUUCCACUGACGCAACGUAUCACACUGCUGGGAGCCUAUUUAUUUUGUAUUUAUUUGAACAGAGUUAUGUCCUAACUAUUUUUAUAGAUGUGUUUAAUUAAUAGCCUGUCAUUCUCAAGUUCAUUUUUUAUUCAUAUUUAUGUUCCUGGUUGACUGCACCUUCCCAACACCUGUGAGGUGGGGUGGGAAGAGGAAGGAGGGGGCCGUGGCAGUGACCCUUCUCGCUGCUGCACCAUGUCUGUCCAAAGAAAUUUCUUUCGGAACUGGCGACAGAAGAAAGGCAAGAAGGCAGAAGGGCCCUGAUCACGGAGAGACGGUCCUUCGGCGGGUCAGGGCAGGGCCAGCACCUAGGAAGCCUUAGGAUCUGAGGGUUUGAUCAGGGGCCAGGAAGAGGGGGGGAAAUCUCAACCCUGUUCAGGAUGGAAGUCCAAAUCAUUUCUUAGACUGGGAGGGAUUUCUUUAUUCACCCUUUUUGAAAGACAAGGCAGUGAGGUGCCUAUCACUGUGAGUUUGGGGUGGGGGCCAGAGGAGAGGGCGGCCGGCUCCCCACCCGUACCUGUGAAGCGGGCCCCCUCUGUCCUGGGCCCCCCGCUACCCCUGCUCAGUAAUGCUGGUCAGCGUGCAACUGCACAGCCACACUUCCAUUCACCAGAACGGCCUGAUGAGGACAAUUUAAAUAGGAUGCAAAGAUCAAUGCAAGAUUUAUUGUUAUAUAUAAAUAGAGUUAUAACUGGAAUUGGUGACAAAGCAAAUUAAGAAAGAAUUGGAAGUUGUCAUUUAAAACAGCCUUCUAAUAAAGUUGUUUCAGAGCUGA